CACAACAGUAUCGUAGAACAUUCAUCUGCAGGUUUUUUCUACUCAGAAGUUGGUGAAGUUUUGCGCGAAUAUUAUAGUUGAAGACUUCAAGCAAAGAAGAAAAUAUAGAGUUCCAGCCAGAAGAAACUGUGCACUAUGUGCCUGCUAUUUAUUUUAUACAGGGACUUCAAACAUGUCCCUGUCAACGUCUACCCCGAAGUACAACCCUGGGUACCAAAUUGUGUACUACCCCGAAUACCAACCUGUGUACCAACCUGAGUACUACCCCGAGUACAAGCCUGAAUACUACCCUGUGUACACUACCCCGAAUACCAACCUGUGUACUACCCUGAAUGCAACCCUGUGUACCAACCUGAGUACUACCCCGAGUACAAGCCUGAAUACUGCCCUGUGUACUACCCCUAGUACGGCCCUGAGUACUACCAGUUCCUGCCACCCGACUUCUACCCCCAGCCCCUAAGGGUGGAGACGGUUGAAGAAGACUGCUUCCUCCCAACCCCAAAGCCUCCUGCAACCACCAGCCAAUUUUGCCUGAAAGGAAGUGCACACUGAUUACAAAUCAGAACCCCAAUGUUGGUGGCCGAGACAUUAUGGUCAACAAACUUCUGGGAGGAACGGCUGUGUAACCACCCAAACCUGUGCCUCCUGUGUCUCGAACAUGUGUCUCCACCCAAACCUACAUCUCCCCAUGAACAUGUGUCUCCACCCAAACCUACACCUCCCCCUGAACAUGUGUCUCCACCCAAACCUGUGCCUCCACCUGAGACCAUGUCACAACCCGAACCUGCAUCUCCCCCUGAGACCAUGUCACAACCGGAGCCUGUGCAGACAGAUACUGCAAACACAAAGUUCCAGCCAGAAGAAACUGUGCACUAUGUGCCUGCUACUAAAACACCUGACUUAGAAAAUGUCCCUGACAACCUCUACAUCGAGUACAACCCUAUGUACUACACCGAGUACUACCAGUUCCUGCCCCUCGAAUUCUACCCCAAACCCCUAAAGGUGGAGACUGUUGAAGAAGACUGCUUCCUCCCAUCUCCACAGUCUCCUCACAACCACCAGCCAAUUCUGCCCGAAAGGAAGCGCACACUGAUUAAAAAUCAGGACCCCAAUGAUGGUGGCCGAGACAUUAUGGUCAACAAACUUCUGGGAGGAAUGGCCAUGUAUCCAACCGAGAGCGCGUUUCCACCCGAGAACGUGUCUGUACCCCAACAUGUGUCUCCACCUGAAUCUGCAUCUCUGCUCAAACCUGUGUCUCCACCCAAACCUGCAUCUCCCCCUGAACCUGUGUCUCCACCCGAACCUGCAUCUCCCCCUGAACAUGUGUCUCCACCCGAACCUGCAUCUCCCCCUGAACCUGUGUCUCCACCCGAACCUGCAUCUCCCCCUGAACCUGUCUCUCCACCCGAACCUGCAUCUCCCCCUGAACAUGUGUCUCCACCCGAACCUGCAUCUCCCCCUGAACCUGUGUCUCCACCCGAACCUGCAUCUCCCCCUGAACCUGUGUCUCCACCCGAACCUGCAUCUCCCCCUGAACCUGUGUCUCCACCCGAACCUGCAUCUCCCCCUGAACCUGUGUCUCCACCCGAACCUGCAUCUCCCCCUGAACCUGUGUCUCCACCCGAACCUGCAUCUCCCCCUGAACCUGUGUCUCCACCUAAACCUGCAUCUCCACCCGAACCUGUGCCUCCACCUAAGCUUAUAAAGGCUAAAGGAUAUGGAUAUAUAACAUAUUCCUCUGAAUCUGAAGCCAAAAAAGGUUGUCGAAACGGGCCUGCUGAAUAUUUCUCUGUAUAAAACAAAAAUGGAACUAGCAGAGGACAAGAUGAGACGCGGCUGGAAAAGAAGCACAUGGCAGUUUUAUAACAAAGACUCGAAGUGGGUCUGGCCAAGGACAUGAACCUUAAUAAGACUGAAUAAAAUUACACCUUCCAAAUGUUU
This is a messenger RNA of Tachysurus vachellii, 1941 nucleotides long. RefSeq lists its product as uncharacterized. The transcript has 6 exons. The coding region runs from base 571 to 1797 and encodes 408 amino acids. Lineage: Eukaryota; Metazoa; Chordata; Actinopteri; Siluriformes; Bagridae. The record is from RefSeq and is a predicted model, not a curated record.